UCAAAUGGGUUGUGUUGUUUUCUUAAUCUUGACGUGUUCUUUACAUGAUAUUAACAGACAUGGGAGAUAAAGAGAAAGGAAUCCAAGGUGAACCAGACAUGUCCAUGCAAGGCAGUUGCAACGAUGAGGUCACAACAACAAGAAGAAUGUUCCCUUGCCUCUUUUGUUCCAGAAAAUUUUGCAGUUCUCAAGCUUUAGGAGGCCAUCAAAAUGCCCACAAAAAGGAGAGAACAGCAGCAAGAAAGGCUCAGAGAGCUGCAGAGUACAGACUAUGCAGUUUAGCUUCAUCUCCCCAACCUCUUCGUCCUCCUCCACCAGCAUUAGUUUUGGCUCCAAACCCUUCCAUGUACAUCACUUCACUUUCAGCAAGCAUUGGCUAUUUCCCUUGUCAUCAUCAUUACUCUAAUCAGUUUGGACCCAAUGGUGCACCAAGGUUUGGUCCUGUUGUCUGCAACGUUGGUGGUUCUUCAUCUUCUUCUCCUUACCUAUAUGGAGAAGAUGAAGAGAGCAUCAAAAUGUGGCAGAGAAACUUAAAACGCCCCUUCAAUGGUGGAGUUUCAUCCAUUAAUUCUUUGGCUGAGAAUGAGAACCAACGCCUUGAGAUGGGUGAUAAGGAUGAUGAUGAUGAGGAAAAGAAGCUUGAUCUGACUUUGCAUUUAUAAACAUUGAAGAAACAGAGACUCACUCAUGUCAAGAAGAAGAGUAAGAAAUGAAUGAAUCUUAAAUUCUUCUGUUGCAGAUAGACUUCAUCUUCACUGUAUUUCUUCUCUCAUUU
This is a messenger RNA of Telopea speciosissima, 775 nucleotides long. Its product is annotated as transcriptional regulator SUPERMAN. Bases 45 to 662 code for a protein of 205 amino acids. The transcript has a single exon. The record is from RefSeq and is a predicted model, not a curated record. Gene Ontology annotation, molecular function: DNA-binding transcription factor activity. Lineage: Eukaryota; Viridiplantae; Streptophyta; Magnoliopsida; Proteales; Proteaceae.